Messenger RNA from Zingiber officinale, 1176 nucleotides. RefSeq names its product PRA1 family protein F3-like. The transcript has a single exon. Gene Ontology annotation, biological process: vesicle-mediated transport. Gene Ontology annotation, cellular component: endoplasmic reticulum; Golgi apparatus. The coding region runs from base 119 to 862 and encodes 247 amino acids. NCBI's taxonomy places the organism in Eukaryota, Viridiplantae, Streptophyta, Magnoliopsida, Zingiberales, Zingiberaceae. The record is from RefSeq and is a predicted model, not a curated record.
UUGCCUUUUCUUUAUUUACUUUUAAAGAGAUAGAGAUCGAGGAAGAGGAAGUCAAUCGGCAAAACAAGUUCAUUCAGCUGUCUUCCCCUUUGCUAUUGCCUUCGCAUCGAAGAAAUUCAUGGCCGACGACGCACGAACUCCCAAGAUACAGAAGACCUCCUCGCCCUAUUCCUACGCACCGAUUCCUACCUAUCCCCCUCCAUCCACCAUCUCCUCACCCUCGGUUUCCACCACGGCGACGGAGCCUCCACCACCGCCGCCGACCAGAUCGCCACCCUUGACCACUCUAACCCCCGCCGAGCGCACUGCCCAACUGGUCUCCCGCUUCAAGGAUCAGGGAAAGGCCCUGAUCUCUUCGCAGCGCCCCUGGCCACAGCUCCUCGACUUCACCGCCCUCACCCGCCCUUUCAACGCCGGCGACGCCCUCGUUCGCCUCCAGCGCAACGUCUCGUAUUUCCGAUCCAAUUAUAUUAUCUUCUCCCUUGCCGUCCUUUCCCUCUCCCUCAUUUGGCACCUCGGCUCCCUCUUCGCCUUCGUCGCCCUCCUCGCCGCCUGGUUUUUCCUCUACUUCUCCCGCGAUCAACCGCUCGUUCUAUUUGGCCGUACGAUCGACGAAGGAACCGUCCUCGGCGUCCUCUCCGUUGCCACGGUCUUUGCCCUCUUGUUCUCCGAUGUGGGAUCAACUGUAUUCGGGGCAAUCUUGGUCGCCUUGGCCAUAAUCUGUCUACACGCAGUGUUCAGGAAAACGGAUGAUCUGUUUCUAGACGAGACAGAGGCAACAAGCGGAGGAUUGGUUGUGCCUUCCUUCGUGAUUCCCGUGCAACAGCAGCAACAGCAACAGUCCUUUGUUCGGAUUCUGUGAUCACGCUUGAACUGGGGUUUUAUUGGCUGUCGGAAUGGUAUGGAUUUUGGAUUUUUAUGUGGAUAAUUCAGGUUUUAUAUUCCUGUAUGCCGAUUUGGUGAUUGUUUAUGUUGAUUGCUUGGUUUGUGGUGAUAUAUAAUGCUCUGUAUCAGUACUCGAGCUGCUCAUAGUGCAUAGUUAUCAGAUCAUGACUUCGUAUGACUCUGUUCAUUUCUUCACCUGCAAAUUUAUUGUUGCAGAUCAUAUUAUUUGUUUCUAUAAAUUUGUUGUGUAUUUCCUGGUGAAAAUAUAUGGAAUUUAUAUUUUUUGCUUCC